UGUGUAGGAAUAUGAAGGCCGCAAUCAUAAACGUUGGGGACCCGAACAAGUUAUUUACUUGCUGCCCCAUGGAUACAAGCGUGUAGAACAAACACUUUUGACCACGCCCCAAUGUUUAGACAGUACCUUGGAUUAGGAUGUUUCUACUUGCGUUUAUUUAUUUUUCUUAUAGUUUUUUUUAAUUAAACAGUCACACUUCAAUGUUGCCAUAUGAAUUAACAUAUUCAUGAGAGCAGAAAGAUGUCUUCCCAUGUAUAUCACACUGUGGUAAAGGGAGAAGCUUCUGAGACAGAUGAUGAGGAGGAGAUGUAUGUGACCUCAGUUACACCUGGAGCCUUCUCCAGCACACAUGGAUUGAAAAUCCAAGGAGAAGCUUCAGAAACAGAUGAAGAAGAUGAUGUAAAUGAGAAGAGUGACAUAUCUACCAAAGGUUUGGAGAAUAUUCUCCCUCCAUUAGUGGUCAUCCGGAAUGAGGUAGAAAAUGUGCCUUUUGGUGCAGAAGAAAAACCGAUAGUGAACAUACAGCAGCAAGGACGUUACAGUACUUUGCUGCAGCAGAAACUUUUAGAGAGCAAUGCACGCUUGUACCAUGAUGUCAACAACACCAUCAAACAUGUCUAUCAAACUGCCACUGGUGAAAUACGGACAUUAACUAGUCAGCUGAGCAACUCUCAAAAUGGCAUCAUUAAUGCUUCCCAUAGUAUCAGACUUGCUCUUGACGAUUUGAAAGGGGUUUCAGAAAAGAUUGAUAUCAUCACAAGCUGCAACCUUCUUCCUGAUAUUCGGAUUAGUGUUCCUAAUGCAUAGGAUAGGUGGUGCUAAAAUGUUAUUUUAUAUCACAUGGUCAGAAGAGUCCUGCAAUAUAAUGCGGAAUUGUGAUAUCAGACCAUGAACUCAAUGCCUAAGUAGGAUAUGACAAAUCUCUGGCUGGGUAUGCAGUGUGGUAUUGUUUUCCUCCAAUAAAAAGUGAUUGAAGAAAUCUUAA
This is a messenger RNA of Xenopus laevis (African clawed frog), 985 nucleotides long. It is a transcript of the gene bloc1s3.L, whose product is annotated as biogenesis of lysosomal organelles complex-1, subunit 3 L homeolog. The transcript is spliced from 2 exons. Bases 241 to 807 code for a protein of 188 amino acids. The record is from RefSeq and is a predicted model, not a curated record. NCBI's taxonomy places the organism in Eukaryota, Metazoa, Chordata, Amphibia, Anura, Pipidae. Gene Ontology annotation, cellular component: axon cytoplasm; BLOC-1 complex.